CUGAUGUUGGUCGCUUACAACUAAGUCAAAAUGUCUGUUGAGGACAUAGAAGAUCUUCGUCUCAGAUUCGUAUUCAGCUAUAUCCAACUAAUUACCGAUGUGAAAUAUGACAAAAUAAAAAAAUUCCUGGAUGAUUCGAAACAAGCCGAAAAGUUGUUGGAUUUCUUCGAGCAAUCGGAUCUCACACACUUGUUUGUUGUUCUUCACCCGACCGGUGUAUUUGAAAUUCACACAAAGUUUCCGGAAGUUUUCAAGUUCAAGGCGUACUAUUUCAUCAAAAAAGAACGAGGCGUCAUUGAGAAGAACACUGACUGGUCUACGUUGAACACACUGCUGUCCUAUGGUGAUAUGGAUAAAUCCCCGUUGCAUCACUUUAUUGCAUUUGUAAAUACUGUACUUUCACCCAUUAUUCUGAAUGAGAAAAAUCGUGAGGAUUGGCCCGAGUCUUUGAGCGAGUACAUCAAACGUGACCUGUACAAUCUACAGAAAAAGUCGGCCAUGGUACUGGCUAGAAUUGAAGGGAAGACUCAUUUGGCACACCCUGUUGGCAUAGAAAAGAUUGACACUCAAGAACCCAUCUCAUGUCAUGGAGAUGACGUGAUUGGCAGCCUGAUGUACGCCAUCGAAACUGCUGUGGUCGAUUGGAGUGCACAGAUCAAUGAUAUCCUAAAACAGCAAUCCGGACAAGCCAUCGCCAACGGGGAAUUUCCCUUACCAAAUUUCGAAUAUGAGUUUUGGCAACAGCGGAUGAAUUGUAUGCAGGACAUCUACCAACAAUUGGUACAUCCGAAAGUAAAAAAGAUGGCUGUCAUACUGGAGGCAAACAGGAGUGCUUACGCGAAUCCUUUCAAAGAGAUGUUCAAGAGGGUAGUUAGGGCUAUUGUCGAAUCGGAAACAAUCGUGACCUUUCUAACCCCUUUAAUAAAUUAUCUCAAUGACUUGGAAACCGUGCAAUUUGAGGAGCUGAAGCCAAAGAUUCAGCCGAUCGUUCAUCUGAUGGCCCUUCUCUGGGUCAACUGUGAGUACUACCGCAGUACGGACAGGAUUGUAAUCCUGAUGACGGAGACGUGUAACUUGUUAAUUCAGCUGUGUCGGCAAUACCUGGAUCCGACAGAAAUCAUUAAAGAAGAACCGGAUGAGGGUCUGAUCAAGAUAAACAAGUCGCUGGAUAUUCUGCGGCACUUUCGUGACGUAGUUGAAGACUACCGACAAAAUGUGAAGGAAUCUUGUCAGGAACAAAAUGUGGAACCUGCGGAGUGGACAUUCCAUUCAUCUUGGGUUUUCAGUCGUUUGAAUGCGUUCAUUGAAAGACUGGAGGCUAUCAAGGUUUACUAUCACACACUGCUGGACUAUAGUCGAUUGGAGAAAGUCGAAGUUCAUGGAGUUGUCGGUCAGACCCUAACCACGAGAGUCAGUAUGGUGUACGACGAAUACCAAGAAGCAUACCGCAAAUUUACUGACACAAAUAUGGACUGCUUAUCCACCGAGGACACGACCUUCUCCACAGCCCUCAGUGAAUUCAUGAAGUUGUUCGACCACUGGGAUAACCGGAUGUCGACAAUAAUCGUGAAGGCAUUUUUAAUGAGCAAUACAACUCUCGGCGCUUUCAAGACCAUUUUCAUGUUCGGACCACUGCUGGAACGUACACUCAUCAAACCUAUCUUUGAACCAUGUUACACUGACUUACUGAACAAACUACAUCUGGAGUUGGACACCUGCAAGGAAAUUUUGGAUUCACAUUUUGACAAACCUGAGCGAUUAAAUCAGACAAUCUCCAAAUCACUCCCUCCAGCUGCUGGUGCCAUCGCUUGGUCAGCUUAUCUUCUUCGAAGAGUCCAUUCGGUUAUGAGCCCAAUCGACUUACUCGAUUAUCCUAUAUUGCAGACUGACCAGGGUGAACGACUCCUUCAAAAACGAGAUGAACUCCUUGAACUCCUCUCUACAUUUCGGGCACAGCGUCUUGAAGAAUUUUGCGAAACGGCUCCUGAAAAAUGUAAUGUCAAUUUGAAGCUACCUUUAUUACGUCGAAACCCGGCAACGCAAACAAUCGACGUGAAUUUCGAUGAUCAGCUGGUUGAGGUCCUACGCGAAGUUCAUUACUUGUUGUUCUUAAGUGGCGAGGAUGAGUGCUCACUAGCUAGUCCAGAAAGUGUCGUCUUUGGUCUCCCAGAGAAAAUCAAAGAUUCACUUCCGGCCAGCACACUGGAAAUGUACAAGCGCUUGGAACCACUUCGAGAAUCGAGGUUGAAGUUGGCUCAAAUCCAGAACGCCUACAAUUCGGUCCGCCAAAAGACACUAACCGUUGAGUUCCCACUGAUUGCAGAUGAAGUGGAUCAGUUCGAUAAUCUUCUCGCUCCUGCGCUGAAAACCAUGACUUGGGAGAGCGUGGACUCCAGCUUCAUUGACACAGCUUUGGAGACUGUCAGUGAGAUUCAGUCGCGUGUGACGAAGGCCCAAGAAAAUUUGAAACAAGUCGAACACUUGUCUGGUCAAUGGCGCGCGUUACCGUUGUACCAAGGCAAAGAACGGAAGUAUGACUGCUUGAUUCCGCUUGAGGAACGCGAUGGUUUGAGAGAAACCAGGUUCAAGGAAGUCGCUUCUGCAGCCCAGAAGAUUCAUGAAUUGAUCAAGGAAAAUUUAGAACUGUACAAAGCCGAAGAGGACGGUCCGGAUUGGUCAGCCUAUUUGGAAGCUGCGGAAGAUAUCAUUCUCGAGGGUCUCAUUGAAGCGGUUCGUUGUAGCUUAUCCUACUUAGCAAACCAUACCGAGAAAGGCAAACUGGAAAGUCCGUUGAUGGAAACGAAGCUGAACUUGGUCGACAAUCGUCUAUCAUACACACCGGGUGUACUAGAAAACCAGGCAGAAAACCUUCUGGAUCUCGUAGACAGUUUGGUUCAAGACAUUACGGAUCAAUCUCGGUUGAUACCAUCAUUGACAAACCAACCACACGCACCUCCAUCAUCAGUCUCACCGGUGGCAGCAACAGUAGCAGAGCCAGAGGCAGUUGAUGUGUCUGAUUUGUCUGUCGAACAGACUGAACCAUCUUCGGAGGUGUCUCUCACUCAACAGGUCAAAUCCCUUGUUGGUUUUUCACAACAAGUCCUCAACACCCCUGAGAUAUCCGAGUCCAUCAAGAAGAUUACUGAUCACGUGCGAUCAGCAAUGCGUUCCGCAACCGAUUUCCAGAACAACCUUGAAGCCAGCUAUUCUGUCUAUUGGGCUGAGGACCGGACAGAAUUUAUUCGCCAGUUCUGUCGCUAUGGUCGUCUCCUUACCAAGGAGGAUCUUGGCCCAACAGGUGAGAUUGAGGCCCCGGAAAAUCCACCUACUUUGGAACAAUUCCGUGAACAGAUUCUCAAGUACGAUCGUGUCUAUGAGGAAGUGGAACAUUUAGAGGAUUCACGCGUGUUUGACACUUGGCUGCGGGCAGAUUUGAAACCGUUCAAAAUGUCUUUGUUGGCAGUGAUACGGCAAUGGAGUGACAAGUUCAAACAGUAUCUGGUAGAUCAUGUGACCUCCACGUUGGAUAACUUGAAGGCCUUUAUUGAAGAUAGUAUAAAUGACCUGGAACUGAAAGGUGAUCCGGAGAAAGUUGACUACAAUAAGCUGGUGACGGUGCUGGAAAGACUGAAGCUGAUUCGGGAAGCUGAAGAUGCGACAGACGCCGGAUUCGAACCACUUCGCGAAACCGUGGCACUACUCAAGGAGUUCGGUGAAGAACUUCCAGAUGCAAUGAACAAAUUAUUGGAGUUUUUACCGGAACAAUGGCACGAACUAAAGAACAUCGCUGUCCUAACCAAACAGAAAAUACAACCUUUGCAAGAACGUGAAGUUCAAAAUAUCCGAGCAAUGAGUGCUCACUACGAUACCGAGUCAGCUCGACUGAAGCGCGAAUUUGGCGAGUCGGAAGUGUUCACUUUUGACUGUUCAGAGCCGUACGAAAGCCUGGAUGAAUGGAACACCCGUCUGACCGAGAUUGAAGAAGGCGUGACAGAAAUGCAGAUAUCCGCUAAGUCGUUCGAGGUGCGGGAUAUUCCAACUUACUUGGAUCUGAAAGCCAUGCGACGUGAGAUGAAAGUUACCAAGCGAGUGUGGGAUUACAUCAACAUGUUCCGAAGUUACGUGACUGCAUGGAAGACUUCAAAAUGGAAAGAAAUCGAUUUCGGAGCAAUUGACGAGGUGAUUCGAGAGAUUUCUAUUGAAAUCCGCACGAUGGACAAGGAUGUUAAACAGUGGCCUAUGUUCCAGGGUUUGGAGGCCGAACUGAAAGAUAUUAACGCAGCUGUAACUGCUGUCCGAGAUCUACAAAAUCCGGCAGUCAAAGAGAGACACUGGAUUGAGCUUAUGACCGACACUGGACGAAUGAUUGAAAUCAAUGACGAGACCACCUUGGCCGAUCUACUCUCCCUCAACUUGCACAAAUUCGAGGAAGAAGUUCAUGGUAUUGUGUCCAAAGCAUCCAACGAACAAAAGAUCGAAAGAGAUUUGGAGAAGAUAGAACAAGUAUGGAAUGAAAUGAUGUUCGAAUAUGAAACGCACGAUCGAACCGGAUUAGAACUGCCAAAACAAACUGAGGAGCUGACCGGCACUUUGGAAGAAAUUCAGGUUAAAGUGUUAGACAUGCUUGGGAAUCGCGACAACACAUUCUCGAUAGAUCGCAUCAACUACUGGCACAAGACUCUGUCCAUGACAGACCAGGUACUGACAGUAUGGUUCGAGACGCAGCGCGUCUGGUCCGGCUUGGAAUCGAUUUUUGUCCUAUGUGACGAUAUCCAAGCACAGUUGCCGAAUGAUACCGCAUUAUUCAUGGAGUUAGACAAGGAAUUUCGUGUGCUAAUUGAUGAACUCCAAAGUAAACCCAAGGUGCUGGAUGCAACGACACAAAGACCAGAGAUUUUGGGCGAAAUUCAAAAGAUCCGUGACGGAAUGACGAUUUGUGAAAAGGCCUUGGCUGAUUACCUGGAAACCAAGCGUUUAUCAUUCCCACGUUUCUAUUUCGUAUCCCAAGUCGAUGUGACGGAUAUUGUGAGCAACGGAAAGGUGCCAGCCAAAGUUCUACGUCAUUUGUCAAAACUUUUCGACAGUAUUUGUAGCUUAACCUUCGAAAAACCUGAUGCCGCAGUGAAGCAUGCAACUAAGAUGAUUGCUAAAGAUGGUGAAGAGGUCAAAUUCGUGAAGUCAUUCGAUCUUACUGGUCAGGUGGAGGAGUGGCUCAACCAGUUGCUUGAUGAAAUGCGACACACGCUGCGUAAGAUCCUCGCAGACGCCGUUGCUGCCUAUGAAGAGAAACCUCGAGAUCAGUGGAUUUUUGACUAUCCCGCUCAAAUUGCGUUGACCGGUUCCCAAAUCGGUUGGAACAGUGAGGUACAAAUAGCGUUUGGACGACUGGAAGAAGGUCUAGAGAAUGCGAUGAAAGAAUACAACAAGAAGCAAAUCAACCAGCUGGGUAUUUUGAUCCAGAUGCUUCUCACCGAUCUGACUCCUGGGGCUCGUCAAAAGAUCAUGACCCUCUGUACCAUUGAUGUACACAAUCGGGACAUUGUGGGCAAGCUUAUUUCACAAAAAGUCGAUAGUUCACAAGCUUUCACGUGGCUGUCCCAGUUACGUCACCGGUGGGAUGAUGCGCGACAGGAUUGUCUCGCCAACAUUUGUGACGCCCAGUUCGCCUAUGCCUACGAGUAUUUGGGCAACACACCACGACUUGUCAUUACCCCACUGACAGAUCGUUGUUACAUCACUCUGACGCAAUCGUUGCACCUUUGCAUGAGCGGUGCUCCAGCUGGUCCUGCCGGGACUGGGAAAACAGAAACCACGAAGGACUUAGGCCGUGCACUCGGGGUUAUGGUGUACGUGUUUAACUGUUCCGAACAGAUGGAUUACAUGUCUGUGGGAAAUAUCUACAAAGGACUGGCCCAAGCUGGUGCCUGGGGUUGCUUCGAUGAAUUCAACCGGAUCGCGGUCGAAGUUCUGUCCGUUGUUGCGGUACAAGUCAAAGCGAUUCAGGACGCAAUACGUUUGAAGAAGGAGCGAUUCAACUUUCUGGGUGAAAUAAUUCCGCUGGAUCCCGCAGUGGGCUUGUUCAUCACCAUGAAUCCGGGUUACGCUGGUCGCACGGAAUUGCCAGAAAACUUGAAGGCUUUGUUUCGACCUUGUGCCAUGGUCGUACCUGACUUCGAACUGAUUUGCGAAAUUAUGUUGGUUGCUCAAGGAUUCUUGGACGCCACUAUCCUGGCACGUAAAUUCAUCACUCUCUACCAGCUCUGUAGGGAGUUGUUGUCCAAGCAAGAUCACUACGAUUGGGGUCUAAGGGCCAUCAAAUCGGUGUUGGUGGUGGCCGGUGCAUUAAAACGAGGAAAUCCGGAACACAGUGAAGAUUCGGUUCUGAUGCGUGCGUUGCGCGACUUUAAUGUGCCGAAGCUGGUCACUGAAGACAUGGCUGUAUUUCUUGGCCUGAUUUCAGACUUGUUCCCUAAUUUGGAUGCUCCACGAAAGCGAAACAUGCAAUUCGAAGCAGCCGUAAAACAAGCUACCGAGGAUUUGGGAUUACAACCAGAGGAUUCAUUCAUUCUCAAAGUGGUUCAAUUGCAAGAACUGUUCGAUGUUCGCCACUCGGUGUUUAUUGUCGGUAAUGCGGGAACUGGAAAGUCCCAAGUUUGGAAGACGUUACAGCAGACCUACCGGAUAAAGAAACAGAAACCAGUCGCUAUUGACUUGGACCCCAAGGCGGUGACUAAUGAUGAGUUGUUCGGUAUCAUCAACCCCUCAACCAGGGAGUGGAAGGACGGACUGUUCUCUGUUGUCAUGCGUGAUCUGGCUAACAUGACUGGACCCGAUCCGAAGUGGAUUGUUCUGGAUGGAGAUAUCGAUCCCAUGUGGAUCGAAUCACUCAACACGGUCAUGGAUGAUAACAAGGUUUUGACGCUGGCCAGUAACGAACGCAUCCCACUGACGGACAGCAUGCGUUUGUUGUUUGAAAUCAGUCACUUGAAAACGGCCACACCGGCUACCGUUUCCCGAGCUGGUAUUUUGUACAUCAAUCCUGGUGACCUGGGCUGGAUUCCCUACGUACACAGUUGGCUUGAUGAACGGGUGCGUGCAAAGAAGACGCUUUCCCGGACAGAAAGACCUGCGUUGUCGAUUUGUUUUGACAAGUAUGUUGGUCCAUCACUAGAAGUUGUGCGAUCAAAGUUUAAACGCAUCACUCCCAUACCGGAUAUCGCCCACGUAGAAAUGCUAUGCUAUCUCCUUGAAUGUCUUUUGGACGCACAAAUGGCGUCGAAAGAUACGCGAGAAUUUACAAAAGAGAACUAUGAAAUGCUGUUUGUGUUCUGUUGCGUGUGGGCUUUCGGUGGCUCCUUAUUCAAAGAUCAGCUGGCGGACUACCGGGUGGAAUUUUCCCGAUGGUGGCUCAAUGAAUUCAAGCAUGUCAAGUUUCCGUCCACCGGUGGAGUAUUUGACUUCGUUUGGAGUCUGCAGAGCCGUAAGUUCGAACCCUGGAAUUCCAGACUUACAAAAUGUGAACUGGAUCCGGAAGUGCCACUGGAGGCUUCUCUAGUACCUACUGUAGAGGUCGUACGUCUGCGGUUCUUCUUGGAUUUGCUAAUUGAAGCCGGUCAUCCCGUCAUGCUUGUUGGUGCAGCUGGAACGGGAAAAUCGGUGAUUAUGCAAGACAAAUUUGCUUCGCUUUCCGACGAUUUCAUGGUAAAAAAUAUACCGUUCAAUUUCUACACGACCAGCCUGAUGUUGCAGGACGUUCUGGACAAGAGUUUGGAGAAAAAGGCUGGCAUCAACUAUGGGCCACCGGGACAAAAACGUCUGAUUUACUUUAUCGACGACCUGAACAUGCCAGAAGUUGACCAAUACUUCACUGUCCAACCGCACACACUAAUACGUCAACAUAUUGACCACAGGCACUUCUACGAUAGACAAAAAUUGACCUUGAAGAGGGUGAGCAAAACUCAGUACGUGGCAGCAAUGAAUCCAACUGCUGGUAGCUUCACAAUCACACCGCGGUUGCAACGCCACUUCUCAGUGUUCGCUCUGAGUUUCCCAGAUGAAUCGGCCGUGAAAACUAUCUAUUCUACAGUGCUUAAACAACACUUUGUACGAAACAGCUUUCCCAUGACGUUGGUUCGUUCUGUUGAGACACUGGUGGAAGCUUGUCUGGCUGCUCACAACAAGAUCACUGCAGUAUUUCUGCCAACUGCAAUUCGAUUCCACUACGUAUUCAACCUACGUGAUUUGACGAAUAUAUUCCAAUGUUUGCUGUUCAGUUCUCCUGAGACAUGCAAUUCGGUGCUCUCGCUGAUUCGGCUUUAUCGACAUGAAGCGAUGCGGGUGUAUACGGACAAGAUGUUAGAUGUGGCCGACACGGAACUAGCCAUGAAACACAUAACCAACGCGUUGACUUCACAAUUCCCCGAGGUGGUCGCGGCGGAUAUCACAGCUGAAACGCUUGUCUACUGCAGUUUCAACAAAGGGCUGUCCGGUGAACGUGCCUACAGUGCUGUGGGAUCAGUGGAAGAAAUCAGUGAAGUGGUGAUCAAUGCGUUGAACACGUACAAUGACAAUUUUGCAGUGAUGAAUCUCGUACUUUUCGGCGAUGCGAUCGCCCAUGUGCUGAGAAUUUGUCGUAUUUUGGAAAUGCCACGCGGCAGUGCGCUACUCAUCGGGAUCGGAGGUUCGGGGAAACAGUCAUUGUCCCGUUUAUCCGCCUUUAUAUCAGGUUUUGAGGUGUCUCAGGUUGUGCUACGCAAAGGCUACUCACAGAACGACCUGCGUAACCAUAUGGCUCAACUAUAUUUAAAAGCCUCGCUGAAGAAUAUGCCGUUCGUUUUCCUUAUGACUGACGCACAGGUGGCCGACGAACGAUUUCUGGUCUAUGUGAACGAUUUUCUUGCAUCUGGAGAAAUUCCAAAUUUGUUUUCCGAUGAGGAGAUGGAGCAAAUAAUUGCUGGUAUUCGACCAGAAGUGAAAAGUGUUGGUCUGAUGGACUCCGUGGAGAAUUGCUGGCAAUUUUUCAUUGACAAGACGCGUAAAAUGUUACGGGUAAUACUAUGUUUUUCUCCAGUCGGCGACAAGCUGCGACUUCGCGCGCGACGCUUUCCUGCUCUGGUCAAUCGCACAUCCAUAGACUGGUUCCAUGAGUGGCCAGAAGAGGCCCUUUUGUCUGUAUCCGCGCGCUUCCUGGAGGACUGCCCCGGAUUAUCUGAGGAAGUUCUUCCAUCAGUGAGCCAGUAUAUGGCUUUCGCUCACAGCACGGUGAACGAAUUGAGCAGAGACUAUCUGGACAAAGAACGCCGUCACAACUAUACCACACCCAAAUCAUUUUUGGAACAAAUCAGCCUGUACAAACGCAUGGUCGGUGCACAAAUUGAGGAGUUGCAGCAAAAGAUCGAUCGCCUAGUCAACGGUUUGGAUCGUUUGAGAGAUGCGGGGGAACAGACAAGCGAGUUAAAAGUACAGUUGGCCGCACAGGAGGUUAUUGUGAACGAGAAGACGGAGAACGCUAACAAGCUGAUUGCUGUAGUGGGCCAAGAGACAGAAAAAGUUUCCGCCGAAAAGGAAAUCGCAGCCGAAGAGGAAGCCAAGGUUAGUGUUAUUAAGGCUGAAGUGACGCGUAAGCAGAGAGACUGUGAAGAAGAUCUGCGUAAAGCUGAACCGGCUUUGAUCGCCGCUCAAGAGGCCUUAAACACAUUGAACAAGAACAAUCUGACGGAAUUGAAGGCUUUGACUACUCCUCCACCGGAUGUGGUGCUCGUCUGUUCGGCGGUCAUGUGCCUAUUUGCUAUGGAUGGAAAGCUCCCCAAGGAUCGAAGCUGGCGCGCUGCCAAGGCUGGAAUGAUGUCCAAAGUGGAUCAGUUUCUGAGCAACUUGUUAAACUACGACAAGGAGCAUAUACACCACAAUAGCAAGCAAGCUGCCAUGGAGUAUGUGAAAAUGCCCAGCUUUGAUCCAGAUGUUAUUCGAACGAAGUCUUCCGCCGCAGCCGGUCUGUGUUCUUGGGUGAUAAACAUACUGAAAUUCUACGACGUUUAUCUGGAGGUCAAGCCAAAACGCGAUGCUCUGGAUGCCGCGAACGAAGAGCUUCGUCAAGCUACCGAAAAAUUAGAGGUAUUACAGAAAAAGAUCUCCAUCUUGGAAGCAUCUUUGGCUGAAUUAACCGCCAAUUUCCGUGAAGCAACUGAGGAGAAGUUACGUUGUCAACAGGAAGCAGAUUUUACUGCGAAGACCUUGGAUUUAGCCAAUCGGUUAGUCAGUGGAUUUGCUUCUGAGAAUGUCCGGUGGGCGCAGCAGGUUGAGGUACUCCGUGAGCUUGGAACAACUGUAGUUGGUGACGUGUUGAUCACUACCACCUUCAUCUCCUACUUUGGGUAUUUGAGUAAACCGUUUCGUCAGCAGCUGAUGGAUGAAAAACUAUGGCCGUUUAUGAGAAGUCUUGCUGUCCCUAUCCCCAUUCGUUCGGGUAUUGAUCCUCUGUACAUGCUAGUCGAUGACGCCGUCAUCGCAACAUGGAAUAAUCAGUCUCUACCAGAGGAUCGUAUGUCUGUGGAGAACGCUGCCAUAUUCACGUUUUGUGAAAGAUGGCCCUUGUGUGUAGACCCACAGUUGCAAGCCUUAAAAUGGAUUAAACAGAAGUACGGUUCCGACUUAAUCGUAACACGGUUGGGUGUGAGAAAUUAUCUGGAUCAAAUUGAAAGAGCCAUCAUGGAUGGACAUACGGUACUGAUAGAAAAUAUCGGCGAAUUUGUGGAUCCGAUUCUAGACCCGGUCAUCGGUCGUCAGACAAUCAAAAGGGGGACUGCAAUCAAGAUGGGUGAUAGAGAGAUCCCGUACAAUCCGAACUUCCGCUUGAUCCUUCAGACCAAACUGGCCAAUCCGCACUAUCAACCAGAGCUGCAAGCACAAACGACAUUGAUUAACUUCACCGUGACUCGAGACGGGCUUGAAGAUCAGCUCCUGGCGGUGGUGGUUAGCAAAGAGCGUCCAGAUCUGGAGAAAUUGAAGUCUGACCUCACUAAACAGCAGAACGAAUUCAAAAUUACCUUGAAGAAUCUCGAAGAUUCUCUUUUGGCCAAACUGGCCUCUUCCGGAGGUAACUUCUUAGGUGAUCAUUCAUUGGUGGAAAACCUGGAGACCAAUAAGAAAACGGCUAAGGAUAUUGAAGAGAAAGUUGCAGAAGCAAGGAUUACUGAGAGGGAAAUUAAUCAAGCACGUGAGCACUACCGAAGUGCUUCAUCCAGAGCUGCUCUGAUCUAUUUCGUCAUGAAUGACCUAUGCCAUAUUCAUCCCAUGUACCAGUUCUCAUUGAAAGCUUUUCGUACUGUAUUCGAACAGUCGAUAGAUACGGCACCGGAAGCUGACAGUGAUAAGGAACGUCUGAUAAGUCUGUUGGACAACAUCACUUAUUCAAUUUUCGUUUAUACAACCAGAGGAUUGUUUGAAAAAGACAAACUCAUCUUCCUCAUACUAAUGGUGUUACAAGUACAGCUAGCCUCCAAAGAACUUUCGCCAAUCUUGAUGGACUUCUUGUUGCGCUACCCCGUAGUACCGGAUGUCAAAAGCCCGGUAGAUUUUCUCAACGAUCUCAAUUGGGGUGGCGUCCAAACUUUGAUAAAAAUGAGCAAUUUCCGUGAUCUGGAUAAAGAUAUUAUUGCUUCGGCCAAGCGAUGGAAGGCAUUUUUGGAGACUGAGGCUCCUGAAAAGGAAAAAUUCCCACAGGAGUGGAAAAACAAGAGUGCCGCUGAGAAAUUGUGCAUGAUGCGGGCAUUAAGGCACGAUCGAAUGACCUAUGCAUUGCGGCACUAUGUUGGAACAACCUUUGGAUCCAAGUACGUUGAAGCUCGCCAAAUUGAAUUCGGUAGAUCCUUCAAAGAAUCUGGACCGUCUGCACCAAUAUUCUUCAUCUUGUCUCCUGGUGUGGACCCUCUGAAAGACGUCGAGGUGCUAGGACAUAAGUUAGGCUUCACGCUGGACCAGGGAAAUUUCCACAACAUUUCCUUAGGUCAAGGUCAAGAGGUGGUUGCCGAGGCUGCACUGGAGACAGCCGCGCAAGAGGGGCAUUGGGUCGUAUUGCAAAACAUUCAUCUAGUGGCACGCUGGUUGAGCACAUUGGAGAAGCGCCUGGAACAGUAUGCUGAAUCCGCGCACCCAGAUUACCGUGUGUUUAUCAGUGCGGAACCUGCGGGAGAUCCAUCUGCACAUAUUAUUCCGCAAGGUAUCCUGGAAAACGCAAUCAAAAUAACCAAUGAACCACCAACAGGAAUGCACGCAAACUUACACAAGGCUUUGGACAAUUUCUCCCAGGUAAACGUGUUUCUGUUUCAUUUAUUUGUCUGUGAAAUCUUUGAGUUCGGUUGGAGAAAACUAAGCGCGGUUGGACUAUACGCAACAAAACAAGAGCUUGCGAAACUCCAGGCUCGUUGGCUUCAUGCCAAGAAGCGUCAUUAAGAAACUUUGGAACGUUGCACCAAAGAGGCUGAAUUCAAGCCUAUCCUAUUCGCGCUAUGCUAUUUCCAUGCUGUGGUCACCGAACGGAGCAAAUUCGGCGCGCAAGGUUGGAACCGAACGUAUCCAUUCAAUGUGGGCGAUUUGUGCAUCUGUUUGGAUGUGCUCUACAAUUACCUUGAAGCCAACUCCAAGGUUCCUUGGGAAGAUUUACGCUACUUGUUUGGUGAGAUUAUGUACGGCGGGCACAUCACAGAUGAUUGGGAUCGACGCCUGUGUCGAACGUUCCUGGAGGAAUUUUUGCAACCGGAUCUGGUUGAUGGAGACUUGUAUUUGGCACCAAACUUUAUGGUUCCACCUAAUUCGGAUUACGUGGGCUAUCACGACUACAUCGACAAAAAUCUUCCACCCGAAUCGCCUUACUUAUACGGUUUACACCCGAACGCUGAGAUCGAUUUCCUAACGAAGGCUGCUGAACGCACAUUUCGAGUGGUUCUCGAACUUCAACCGCGUGACUCAGGUGCGGAUGUAGGUGAUGCUCCAAGCAGAGAAGAGACGCUUAAUAACUUGUUGGAAGAUCUUACGGAGCGAUUACCGGACGGCUUUCCAAUGGCUGAGUUGUACGCACGCCAGGCACCCGAAGAACGCAGUCCUUACGUGGUUGUCGUACUGCAAGAAUGUGAACGCAUGAAUUUACUUAUUGACGAGAUACGGCGAUCUCUGAAGGAACUGCGACUUGGUCUCCGUGGUGAACUGACGAUCACGGGUGCUAUGGAAACGCUUAUCAACGCCCUGUUUCUAGACCAGGUUCCUGCCUCCUGGGAAAGGUAUGCCUAUCCAAGUCUCUAUCCCCUGGGCUUGUGGUUUGCUGACAUGCUGAAUCGUACGAAGGAGUUAGAGAUUUGGUCUCAAGACCUCGGACUUCCGGGUUCCGUAUGGAUUGGAGGUUUGUUCAAUCCACAGUCGUUCCUUACUGCUGUAAUGCAACAGACGGCACGUAAGAUGGAGUGGCCACUUGACAAGAUUUGUAUCAGUGUUGAAGUGACCAAGAAGACGAAGGAAGAGAUGGGUUCCGCUCCUCGUGAAGGCGCCUAUGUUCACGGACUCUUCAUGGAAGGUGCACGGUGGGAUUCGGGUGCCGGGUGCAUGACGGAUGCUCGAAUUAAAGAGCUGGCACCACCUAUGCCGGUCAUCUUGCUCCGAGCUGUCCCGUCAGAUAGACAAGAAGGUCGAGUUGCUGCUAUGUAUGCCUGCCCAGUGUACAAGACGAAAAUGCGUGGCCCGACGUUCGUUUGGACGUUCCACUUGAAGACCAAAGAAAAACCGGCCAAGUGGAUUAUGGGUGGCGUUGCCCUGUUACUCCAAGUCUAACGGAAAUUUCGAGAUUUAUGGAGUAUGCUGAACAAUGCAACAAUGCAAGAGUAGACCGAGAGACCAGACAACUUGCGGCCUAGCUACUGUUCCGUGCAUACUUUCGCUUUUGAGGUGUCAGUGCUUUCAAACUGUGCUCUUCCAAUAUAGACACUUAUGUUGCCGUG
Messenger RNA from Opisthorchis viverrini, 13985 nucleotides. RefSeq lists its product as hypothetical. Gene Ontology annotation, molecular function: dynein intermediate chain binding; ATP hydrolysis activity; dynein light intermediate chain binding. The transcript has 31 exons. Gene Ontology annotation, biological process: microtubule-based movement. Gene Ontology annotation, cellular component: dynein complex. NCBI's taxonomy places the organism in Eukaryota, Metazoa, Platyhelminthes, Trematoda, Opisthorchiida, Opisthorchiidae. The record is from RefSeq and is a predicted model, not a curated record. Bases 31 to 12450 code for a protein of 4139 amino acids.